Messenger RNA from Seriola aureovittata, 7152 nucleotides. It is a transcript of the gene col15a1b, whose product is annotated as collagen, type XV, alpha 1b. The record is from RefSeq and is a predicted model, not a curated record. The coding region runs from base 441 to 4577 and encodes 1378 amino acids. Lineage: Eukaryota; Metazoa; Chordata; Actinopteri; Carangiformes; Carangidae. The transcript has 43 exons.
UGUUGUAGAGUGGCAGAGGAGGGGGGAGUCAGUAAUUACACAGGGGGGAGGAGAGGGAAGGUAAAAAAGAGAGAUGUUGGGGAGUUAGAAACAGCAAAAGACAGAGACGGACAGAGAAAGCGAGGACAUAACGAGAGAGAGAGAGAGAGAGAGAGAGGAGAGAGAGGAGAGGAAAAAAAGAAAUGUGAGGGAACACCAGAGAGGACAGUAAGAGGCUGAAAAGUCAUCCCUUGAUUAUUUUUUGUGACACUGGAUCUCCUAAAGUACUGAGUGUUACUUCUACACAUCUAUAGGAUUGUGCAUGUGCAAGUAGUGCUGCGUGCUACCUGUCUUGGCUACAUGCCUGUUGCACACGUGCAGUUCUCCGUGGCCACAGUUAACAGGAUUGUUAAGCGUGCAUCAGUGUGUGCUUGGACACAGCCGUGAGACACAGAUAGAGGAUGGGGGCCCUUCGCCUCUCUCUUGUUCUCCUCUUCCUCCUCUCCUGUCCUGUACAAGCCCAGUGGUGGAGUUUAUUCUGGGCAAACCCUAAGACCACAUCCGACUCUUCUUCUCCUUCUGUUCCUCCCUCCAUCAACUCUCCAUCCAUCACCUCCCCGGGCCCUUCUGACAUCCCAGUGACAACAGAGCUGGCGGGAGAGGAGAAUGGGGUGACGGAGGAAACUGUGGAGGGUAGCACUCAGAUAGAGGGGUCUGUUCUGGCCCCUACACCCACCCAUGGAGUGUUAAUCUCAGGCCAUAGCACUGCUGAACCCGGGACGUUACCUCCAGAGGACAAUCCAGGUGGAGGUGGCAAAACCAGGUCCCAAUACAAACCACUGAAACACUGGAAGACCGAUCGAGGCUCGGGAGGUCAUCUGGACCUGACCGAGUUAAUUGGCGUACCCCUCCCUCCCUCGGUCUCUUUCACUCCUGGCUACGAGGGUUUUCCAGCCUUCAACUUCGGGCCUGAAGCCAACAUCGGCCGGCUCACCAAGACCUUCGUGCCAGGGUCCUUCUACAAGGACUUUGCCAUCAUUGUCACGGUGCGUCCAGCCAGCCCAAGAGGAGGCAUACUCUUUGCCAUCACAGAUUCCCAACAGAAGGUGGUGGAGCUGGGUUUGGCCCUCACGCCAGUCCGCGGGGGCCUCCAGAGCAUCUUAUUGUACUACACUGACGGACAGCAGGCCUCCCACAGCCACAAAGCUGCAGCCUUCAGUGUCCCUGAUAUGACGGACCAGUGGACGCGGUUUACGGUGGUGGUGGAGCACGAUGAGGUGCGUCUCUACAUGGACUGUGGAGAGGCAGAGAGGGCUACUUUCCACCGGAGGCCUGAAAGACUCACUUUUUCUCACAACUCAGGCAUCUUUGUAGCUAAUGCAGGAAGCACAGGGCUCGACAAGUUUGUGGGCUCCAUUCAGCAGCUGGUGAUAAAAGAUGAUCCCAGGGCAGCUGAGGAGCAGUGUGAAGAUGAUGAUCCUUAUGCCUCGGGAUACGCCAGCGGGGACGACGCUCUGGAUGACAGAGAGACGGAGGAGGAAGUGAUGAAGAACACACAGGACAAGAAACACAGCAAAGUACAGGAGGAGGACAGUGUCCCGGUCAGAGCUCCGCCCACUGAGGCUCCGGAGGUGGAGUUUGUUGAGUAUUCUGGUCACAUGACACCAACAGAGGCCAAUGAAGAAAUGCUGAUCAGAGGGCCACACCGGACAGAGGAGGCAGGAGAGAGAUCAGGAGAUGGUCACGUCAGGCCGGGGUCCAAAGGAGAGCGCGGAGAUCCCGGACCACCCGGCCCGCCCGGUCCCCCGGGACCUACAACUCGACCUGGGCAAGCUCAGCCUGGAACGAGAGGGCCACAGGGGCCACCGGGGACCCCCGGCUUCCCUGGACUGCCGGGGAAAGAUGGAAAGCAGGGAAGCAAGGGUGACAAAGGAGAUGCAGGUCAGAGAGGAACUCAAGGAAUUCCAGGUUUGGCUGGAGAAGCUGGAACCAAAGGAGAGAAGGGAGACCCAGGAAUUGGUUCACCGGGCCCUCCCGGCCUCCCCGGGCCACCCGGACCGCCCAGAUCACGCAGCGUACCUUACGGAGCAGAUGCCCUGGGUUCUGGGUUUGAAGAUCUGGACAGUGACACCGAGCUCAUCAGAGGUCCUCCUGGUCCACCGGGGCCUCCGGGUCCUCCUGGGCCCCCUGGAGCCAACCUGUCACCUGACACAGGUGAAGGCCGCUCUCUUGGCGAUGCUGGACCACCCGGUGCCCCUGGAAGCAACGGGGUCCGAGGCAAACCUGGAAUCCAGGGUCCAGCAGGAAAAGACGGGGCUGCAGGUGUACCAGGAGCUGUGGGAGCGAAGGGUGACCAAGGGUUACCUGGCCCACCUGGACCAAAGGGUGAAUGUGGGUCUCUGGGCACAGCAGGGUCUCCAGGGCCCCAAGGGCCCAUUGGCCCACAGGGGAAGAGAGGCCAAGUGGGUCCCCAGGGCCCCCCCGGACCCCCCGGACCCCCAGGAACCAAAUUCUUUGUCGAGGAUAUGGAGGGAUCUGGGAAGAGUGACACACUCAUGGGAGCUGGAGUCAAAGGCCCACAGGGUCCUCCUGGCCUGCCUGGCCCACAAGGACCUAAGGGUGACGAUGGAGCCCCAGGAACUCCAGGACUCUCUGUCAAGGGUGAACCAGGAGACCCAGGACCUGAGGGUCUUCAGGGUCCUGCUGGACUACCGGGUGCUAGGGGGGCUAAAGGAGAAAAAGGCAGUUCAGGAGCCAAGGGUGAGCGAGGCGCUGAUGGACUCAGUAUCCCAGGACCACCUGGGCCGGCUGGACCUCCUGGGCCUACUGUUAAUCUGCAGGAUCUGCUCCUCAAUGUUACAGAGGGAAUCUUCAACUUCACGGAGAUCAGAGGACCACCGGGGCCCAUGGGCCCUGAAGGCUGGCCUGGCAGAGCUGGAUUUCCUGGUCCCCGAGGACCAAAGGGAGACGUAGGCCCUCCAGGUAACCGGGGGCCGGGAGGGAUCAAGGGAGAAAAAGGAGAGCCAGGGGUGACUAUUGCUGCUGACGGAUCUCUCUUAGCGGCACCACGAGGCCCCCAAGGACCAAAAGGCAUUAAGGGUGACCGUGGGUUCCCAGGAUCAGCUGGAGCUAUGGGCCCGGUAGGACCGCAUGGACAGAAAGGAGAGUACGGCUUCCCCGGUCGCCCGGGUCGACCUGGUAUGGCUGGAAAGAAAGGUGACAGAGGAGAUUCUGUUGGCCUGCCGGGGCCACCCGGUCCUCCAGGCCCUCCCGGACAUCCAGGAAGAAUUAUCGGUCUGAAUGGAACAGUGUUCCCGGUGCGCCCCAGACCGCACUGCAAAAAGGGACGAGAGUCGAGGGGAAAUUCGUUUGGAGCUAAAGGUGACAAAGGAGACGAGGGAGUACCUGGAGAACCGGGCACACCUGCACCUGGAUUUCCUGAUGGAAUUGUGGGUGCCAGAGGUGAUCAGGGAUACCAAGGUCAGAAGGGAGAAAAGGGUGACGGCGGUCCGCCUGGUCCUCCAGGUCUGCCUGGGAGGUCAGGACUUGUGGGUCCAAAAGGUGAGUCCAUCGUGGGUCCUCCAGGUCCGGUGGGUUCUCCUGGGCUGCCUGGAGCCCCUGGGUUCGGACGACCUGGAUCCCGAGGCCUGCCUGGUCCUGCUGGACCUCCAGGACCUGCAUUUGCACACGGAUCAGCUGUCCCCGGCCCUCCUGGUCCCCCCGGUCCACCGGGAUCUCCAGGAUACACCAACCCGGUGACCACCUAUAAAACAAUCCACGCUCUGAACAGAGAGAGUCAACGGGCCGCAGAGGGAACCCUGGUGUACGUGUCCGAGAGAGGAGGCGAGCUGUACGUCAGAGCACGCAAUGGCUGGCGCAAGAUCCAGCUCGGAGAGUUGAUCCAGCACGGGCCUUCAUCCUCAGCGGCGUCUCAGUCCCUCAGCAGACCUGGAGAAUGGAGCAGACCACACAGGAUCCACAGCCAGGAGCUGCAGGAGGGCAGCAGAGGAUACCAGCCCAGCUACAACGUGCUGCCCCAGACCUUCAACGCUGUUCCCGGGCUCCAUCUGGUCGCUCUGAACGCCCCUCUGAAAGGGGAUAUGCGCGGUAUCCGAGGGGCAGACUUCCAGUGCUACCAGCAGGCGCGCUCCAUGGGCCUUACAGCCACAUACAGGGCCUUCCUGUCCUCGCACCUCCAGGACCUGGCAACCAUUGUGAGGAAGGCGGACCGCACUGACAUGCCGGUGGUUAACAUCAGGGGUGAAGUGUUGUUCAGUAGUUGGAUGUCCAUCUUCUCUGGGAACGGAGGCACAUUUAACCCGUCCGUACCCAUCUACUCCUUUGAUGGACGCAACAUUAUGACUGACUCAGCAUGGCCAGAGAAGCUGGUGUGGCACGGCUCCAGUACCGUGGGCAUCCGCCUGACCACUAACUACUGCGAGGCGUGGAGGACGGGUGACAUGGCGGUGACGGGCCAGGCUGCGCUGCUGCAGACAGGACGCCUGCUAGGACAACACACCCGCUCCUGCUCCAACCACUACAUCGUGCUGUGUAUAGAGAACACAUAUGUGGGCAACACACAUGCAAGGAGGACCUGAAGAGACAGAGGAAACACACACACACACACACACACACACACACACACACACACACACAUUAACACUUUAAAGAAACACACAUGCAGGCAUGCUGAAAGUAGAAAAUGUGACACGGUGCAUAUGAAACACAUGCGGGCACAUACACACGUUAUGAUGACAUGUCACUGCGUAGAGAUGAUAUUCAAGUACAGACUGCGGGCACUUCUGUUCACACACACACACACACACACACACACACACACACACACGCAGAAGCAGGCUCCUACACUCGGCACAGCAACAUGAACACAACAUUAAAGUUCCUCUCACUUUGUUUCGUCUGUAGUUCCCACCUGAGCCCAGGUGUAAUCCCCCACGCAGCCGUCCAUGUCUAGAGUUCAAUUAUUUAUAUUCACCAUGAACAUGUAACAGCACAACGUGUCAUCGCGGAGAACUGCAGGAUUUCAUUUCAUCACAUAAUCUGAGUAGAUCUGAGUCACACCAGUGUGUUUGCACUGUGUACUUUAUAUUUUUGCUGAUGAUUGCAAAUGCCUGUAAUAGUUUGUUGUGGAUUUUUUUUUUUUUUUUUGCCAGUUCCAGGCAAAACAUAUUCAUUUGUUUCCCAACAGUAAAAAAAAGAAAUCAGUUAACAUCAGACCAUUAAUAAAUCCUGUUUGUACAAAAAUAAAUAAAUAAAUAAAUAAAUAAAGCAGACUUGAUGUACUGUAAUGGAUUAAACAAGCGACUGUUUGGAAACAAAUGAAAACCAAUGGAUGCCUGGAACUGAAGAAAAACAUGUUACAAUUUCUGUGACGCAGCAUCAUAGUCUGUGAAAAAAUCUACAGAAUACUUUGCAGGAACUGAUGUGGCCUUAUAAGUCAGUGUUUGUUUUUCUUCUUCCAUUUUUAUGGAGCAGAAAUUUGGGUAAACAAGACCCAUGCCUUAAUAUUGUCCUCACAUCUGAUAUCACGACAGUGUGUUAGUUCAGACUGAGUCUUGUGUAUGAAGGCUAGCUGUUUGUAGACACACGCUAUGUUUACUGUACAACAGUGACUUUCCAGGUUAUUCAAGAAAUCAAAUAAUCGGCUGUGACUCUUAUAGGACGGCGAUUUCUCUGUAAAGGAUAAAACUGGAGAGAUUUGAUAUUUUUGUUAUUGUCAACAAAUGUGUUAGUCCUUCUCUCAGUAUUUUCCAACAUUCCCAACCCUGCCUGUGGCCCUCAGGCCAAGCACUCCUGGAGACAUACAGCUUUAAAAACAGGUCAAGACAACAGAUCAUGAAUAUAUGCUUUUAUUUUUUAGAGAAAACCGGCUCGGUAAUUUCCUACAACAGCUGGGCACUGUGGCUUUUAGUAAGCGUUACUCAAACAGGAGGAAAUUGUGCUUUUGUUGGGGACUAUUUGCAGCAGCGGAUGAAUCGACAUUUAGUGCCGUUGUGGCUGUUUACAGCAGCAGGUCAGUGACUGUGGGACUGAGGCAAAAUAAACUACAGUGUGUGUGUGUGUGUGUGUGUGUGUGUGUGUGUGUGUUCACGGUGAUGAAGGAACAUGUUACUCAGUCACUACAGUGUGUCUCAGUGAUGUGUAUUUAACAGUUUUUAGAAAAACAGUGAAGCUCCACGGCUCAGCGGAGUAAGAUACAUACUUGUUAUUCGCUGACAAUAAAGAAAAAACAUAUAGAAUAUCACCAGACUUAUCUUUUACAUAUGAGCACAAUGUGAACUGUACACAUUCUUACUGUCAUAUUUUAGAUGUAAAUACACUGAAUGUAAACGACUUCCUACAAGCAAAUUCGUCCAAUCACAGUUUCCUCCAUCUUUCCUCUGAAAAAACUGUCUGGAUUUUCCCAAAAACAUUUUACCACUAAGUUCUUGGCUCUAAUUGUUGAAUCUACAGAUAUUAAAAUCCACAUUGAAGAGAUUAGUCAUGCAAGGUUAAUUAAAAUAAAUAAAUGAACCAAUGAACAUUUACCAAGAAGCUUAGCUUCAUAAUCACAGAAUGGCGCCCCCUGCUGAAAACCUGUUGACUCACCACCACCUCUGUUUACACUGGCUCAUUUAUCAAUGAUUGUUCUUACAAAUAAAUUCAAGUCUCAAGUUCAAGUUUCAGGAUUUAAAAGUAUUUUGUUCCUGUUUUUCUGCUGAACUAGUCUCAACAUUAACAUCUGUGCUCUAGCAUUAGUAUUAGAGUUGAAAUCAAUGUGUGAUUUUCAUUAAUUUAUACUGUAGCAGGACAUAGUGUGAAAAUCUAGCGAGUUCACUUUUAAGAUUUUGAUGAAGUUGGAACAUGUAUAUAUAUAUAUAUGUGUGUGUGUGUGUAUUGUUAUUGUCCAAAUGUUUUUGUUUUUUACUCUGUAGAGGUAGGUUUUGUAUGGCGCACACUAAAUGACUAAGAUUUUCUCUCACCAUGUGUUGAUUGAGAUGUAGUUCUGCCUGUAAAGAAGAUGUAGGCCUGACUGAAAGGCACAAAAUGUUUGAAAUGUUUUCCUCGUGUCCGAUUAUGAUGUUUCUGUUCAAACAAAACUUGAGCUUCUGAGAAAAGAAAACAUUUGUACUGACUGGUGCUCACGGAAUAAAUGUCGUAUUUGGUGUUUUUUAA